Xylaria bambusicola is the source of this 4746-nucleotide messenger RNA. RefSeq lists its product as uncharacterized. The transcript is spliced from 12 exons. The record is from RefSeq and is a predicted model, not a curated record. Gene Ontology annotation, molecular function: flavin adenine dinucleotide binding; oxidoreductase activity, acting on the CH-CH group of donors; phosphatidylinositol binding. The coding region runs from base 1 to 4746 and encodes 1581 amino acids. Gene Ontology annotation, biological process: electron transport chain; tricarboxylic acid cycle. NCBI's taxonomy places the organism in Eukaryota, Fungi, Ascomycota, Sordariomycetes, Xylariales, Xylariaceae.
AUGUCUACUGUGAACGCCACGCAGGAUGGCUCGUCCCGCGACGUCACCACACAUGAUACGAAUCCUACGACAAACACCUCUCUUACUAGCCAUACUCUAACAGGGAAACAAGAGCACUAUCUGAAGCGGGAGCUCAUCUCUGAGCAGGUCAAUUGGGAAAUUAAUGAGCUGAACUCCCCAACCGCCCUUCGUAGGUUUGGCGCCCCGUUCAAAUCCGACUAUGGCGAGGUGUCACCUCUCGAUUCCGAGCUCCCUAUCUUACGGUAUAUAUUCGUCCACCAUGUCCGCGAAUUUCCCUUCCUCGAUAAGGCCAAAGAGAAGGAAUUCUGGCAGGACAAGUUGCAGGUGUUCCUCGAGUCUUUCGCUAGCAAGAAUAUAUCGUCGUCCGAAGAUCGCCUCGAAGAGACGAAACGCCGAAAACUAGCCGUAAAAUGUCGGAAGCUGGUAGAGCUGAUGAUGGUGUCUGGCGUUCCUACGGCUUCUGGUUUCGAGGAGAGGAUAAGAUUCGCCGAAAUGGAAAUUGUUGACCGGAAUGCCAUUGAUACUGGUAUGCUCAACACCAUGCCGGAGGGCAACUUUGUCAACGGGUGGGAUGUCAACGUUGCUGGUGAAUUUCUGCUGCGAGUGAGAAGAAAGGGCGAGAUUGAGCACUUCGUGGGAAGACGUUAUGGUGACUUUGCGCGACUACACAAGGACCUAAGAAAUGAGCUUCCAGGAAAGGUUCUUCCACCGCUUCCCAAAAAGAACAAGUCCACCACGACAGCUAGUGGACUAUUCUCACGUACAACAGAUGGCGCCGAUGAUUCUGACGCCUCGUCCGUUUCGUCGGCAUCCACUGUUUUCCCGGGUGCCCAAUCCAAUAGCCUCAGUGAAUCAAUGAAGAACCUGGCAGUGCGUGACCCCCGUCAGAACAAGCUGGCAUCUCCACGAACAUCUAUUGAGGGUCACUCGAGCCCCACGAUUUUGAGCCCCAAAGCCGAGAAUGCGAUUCUCUGGCGUGAAGAUCAGCGAGUCUCGUUAAGAGCAUUCCUGCGAUAUUUGCUGCAGAACCAACAAAUCGCACAGACUAAGGCGAUACAGGAUUUCCUCACUCGAAAUCCGAUUACACCUUCGGAUGAGGAUGUUGAUGAUAUCCAUCGUCGUAAAGCCGUGGAUGCUAAGCGAAUGGAAGAACAGAAAGAGUUUUUCGAAAUAGCGAGAAAGAGGGCCGCCGAGCUUGAUGUUUACAUGGAGAAAUUUCGCCAAGACAUUGUCAAGCGAAAUGGGUUAACAAAAUUACUCCAGGAGAUCAAGGAUAAGCCCUCGAUUCAGGACCUUAGCAUGCAAUAUCAGAAGUUUGCUGAAUGGUUGCGGAUAGAAAUUGCUGCAACAAUCUAUCACUUGUUCCUUGCUGAGGACAACUCGCCCGAACUAUUUGCGCAGCUUAAGCGGAUCCACUCUUUAAUACCAUACACUCUUCUUAAAAAUGUCAUCAAGAUUGCGAAUCCAGCUGCUGUUAUGUCCGGUGUUCUCGAUUUAUUCUUAGCCCAACCUUUCGGCUCUCGCUCUCUGUUACAACGAAUCUUUUCUAUGACGCUGAACGACGGAAUCAAGAGCUAUCAGAAAUCCAUUGACGCAGUGGCAGCUAAGAUCGGAGACAGCAUUUUCGUGGAGAAGCUGACAAAAUUCAGCCAAGCGGAAGAUCAUAUCAAACUCAUCAUACGUGAAGAGGCUGAGGCUGAGGACAUAGACAUUAUUGUAUCGAUCUUACGAUCUGACCUAAUUUCGCCAGCCCUCAAGUCCGACCAGAUUGGGCGGCUAUAUAAUGCGUAUGUCGCCUUCAAUAAUGCCGUCGAAAACGUUGACGAGGAAUUGAAGCAGGGGUCCCGGCUUUUCUCAUACCUCAAGCAACUUAUGAAAUUGCAGAUGAGGCAGCGCGAUAAAGCCAUGAUGCUAAACCUCAUCGAAGAGCCUGUCACUCUUCAACUAUUCCGGGACCUUUUCACCAUCUUCUAUGAGCCUCUCGUUAGAGUCUAUAAAUCGGCCAAUGUUUAUAAUAGCAUUACUGAUUUUGCAGUGUUUCUUGAUGAUAUGAUUCAGGUUGUUGAGAAAUGUCGCGAGCAGGAUGCUUCGGCAGAUCCCAACCAGACUGUACAAGCCUUUAUUGAUCUCUGUCAACGGCAUGAGCACAACUUUUACAAGUUCGUUCACGAGGUUCAUACGCAUGACAAUGGCCUUUUUACACAGCUUAUGGGCUGGAUAGAAGGUAUUCUUGAAUUUCUCAGGAACGGGCCGGUAGGCGGGGCGGUGGAUAUAAAUGCUUUAUUUGAGGGCGCCGUUGCGAGUGGUCAAUUAAAUAAAGCGAAGGCGAUUGAUGAAAUCGACCAACUAAUUGCGUGGCAAGAAGCACGGAAGAAAUGGCAUCAUGAUAAGACGCGCCAAAAGAUGGCAGCCGAAGGCUCAGUAAGUGAAACGGGCCUGCCGGGCAUGGGAAGCAUCAGCGCCAGCGAUUUCGGUCUCGACGCCGUGGAUCUAGAAGAUCUUAACUACGAUUUCGAUUCGGAUGAGGAAGUCGAGGCGGCGGAAGAGGAUGAGCUAGACCCAAUAGAAGCUGAGCGACGCAGACGAGCUAAGAAACAGGAUCGCUUGAGACGUAGCGCUGGUGAGCCCACGAAGCCACAGGUGAGUGAGGUUCACCGUCUGAAGGACAACUUCAUCAUAAUGUUGCGUCAAUUUUUGCCAUUGGAAAUUGUAGGACAAGAGCCUCGUCCGUUCUUGCUGGUGCCUCUAUCUCUCCGCUCUACCCUUCUUACGUCCUUUCAACAUGGCAUCCUCAAUCGCGCUGAGGAGACUGGCCACCGGGUCUACCUUCUCAAGGGCCACCACAUUACCAAGGAGAGCUUUCUCAACGACACGUCCCCUCGUAUUAUCGCAAACAACCCGUUAAGGGCAAAGGAGGCGCCCAUACACGUUAGCAACAAAUACCCAGUUGUCGAUCACGAGUACGAUGCACUCGUCGUUGGUGCCGGCGGUGCCGGCCUACGGGCAGCAUUUGGUCUCGCCGAAGCGGGUUUCAACACAGCCUGUAUAUCGAAACUCUUCCCUACACGAAGCCAUACCGUCGCCGCUCAGGGUGGUAUAAACGCUGCGCUAGGAAAUAUGCACGAGGAUGAUUGGAGGUGGCACAUGUACGAUACCGUCAAGGGUUCCGACUGGCUCGGUGACCAAGACGCUAUCCACUACAUGACGAGGGAGGCUCCCGCAUCGAUCAUCGAAUUGGAGAACUACGGUUGCCCAUUCUCUCGAACUGAAGAGGGGAAAAUUUACCAGCGUGCGUUCGGUGGUCAGUCACAGAAGUAUGGAAAGGGUGGUCAGGCGUACAGAUGCUGUGCUGUAGCUGAUCGAACCGGUCACGCUCUUUUGCAUACACUCUACGGUCAAUCGCUUCGCCACAACACGAACUAUUUCAUCGAAUUUUUCGCUCUCGACUUGAUUAUGGAAGAUGGCGAAUGCCGUGGUGUCCUUGCUUAUAACCAAGAAGACGGCACACUUCACCGAUUCCUUGCCAAGAACACCGUAUUGGCUACUGGUGGAUACGGUCGAGCCUACUUCAGUUGCACAUCGGCACACACAUGUACCGGCGAUGGUAUGGCUAUGGUUGCCCGUGCUGGGCUACCUAACCAGGAUCUCGAAUUUGUUCAAUUCCACCCCACAGGUAUCUACGGAGCUGGAUGUUUGAUUACGGAAGGCUCGCGUGGCGAGGGUGGCUACCUCUUGAAUUCCGAGGGUGAGCGUUUCAUGGAGCGUUAUGCCCCUACUGCUAAGGACCUGGCUAGUCGAGACGUUGUAUCUCGGUCCAUGACCAUGGAGAUUCGUGACGGCCGAGGUGUUGGACCCGAGAAGGAUCACAUCUACCUGCAGCUCAGCCAUCUGCCCGCUGAAAUUCUUGCUGAACGUCUGCCUGGUAUUUCAGAGACUGCUGCUAUUUUCGCUGGUGUUGAUGUUCGGAAACAGCCCAUUCCCGUCCUUCCAACGGUUCACUACAACAUGGGUGGUAUUCCCACCCGUUACACCGGAGAGGUGCUAACCGUUGACGGACAGGGCAACGAUAAGGUUGUUCCUGGCUUGUUCGCUUGUGGUGAAGCCGCUUGCGUUUCUGUUCAUGGUGCUAACCGUCUCGGUGCUAACUCUUUGCUUGAUUUGGUCGUCUUUGGCCGUGCCGUAUCUCACACUAUUCGUGACAAGUUCACUCCGGGGGCUAAACUGGCGCCGGUCAGCGCUGAUGCCGGUGCUGGGUCUAUUGAGACACUUGACCAGGUCCGUAACUCGAGUGGACCCAAGUCAACUGCCGAGGUCAGAUUGGCUAUGCAAAAGGCCAUGCAGACGGAUGUCAGUGUAUUCCGUACUCAGGAAAGUCUGGAUGAAGGUGUUAGAAAAGUUACCGAGAUCGACAACAUGUUCCCUCAGGUUGGUAUCAAGGAUCGCGGCAUGAUUUGGAACUCGGACCUCGUGGAGACUUUGGAAUUACGGAACUUGCUCACCUGCGCUUCUCAAACCGCUGUUGCUGCUGCUAACCGAAAGGAAUCUCGUGGCGCUCACGCGCGUGAAGAUUUCCCCGAGCGAGAUGAUGAGAAUUGGAUGAAGCACACGCUCAGUUUCCAGAAGAAACCGCAUGCCAAGGUCGAGCUGGGUUACAGGAAGGUUGUUGGGACGACACUGGAUGAGAACGAAUGCAAAGCUGUUCCGCCUUUCAAGCGAACUUACUAA